Molecule: messenger RNA, 4486 nt
Organism: Blastomyces dermatitidis ER-3
Lineage: Eukaryota; Fungi; Ascomycota; Eurotiomycetes; Onygenales; Ajellomycetaceae
Product: PAB-dependent poly(A)-specific ribonuclease subunit pan2
Exons: 4
Coding region: 422-3985 (1187 amino acids)
Biological process (GO): mRNA processing; nuclear-transcribed mRNA poly(A) tail shortening
Cellular component (GO): P-body; PAN complex
Molecular function (GO): nucleic acid binding; protein binding; poly(A)-specific ribonuclease activity
Source: RefSeq, a predicted model, not a curated record
GCUACCUAAGUUUACAUAACUGUAACUCGACUUUCGCCAGCGUUGCGAUGACUUAACCCAAGCACCGAAGCGCGAACCAAAGUCAACGGGAAGUAAUUGAUAUCUUGUGUACUGGCGUGAACAUUUGCGAAUUCGGGUCUUUCGUGGAACGCCUCCUUCCUAUCCAUUGCUUGCGUUCUCCAUUUACCUUCACACAUAUUCUUUCCUGAUUGCGGUGAACGACCACUUCAACAUCCCUAAUUUUAUUACCGGAAUUUUCCUCGAACAUGAUGUUCCCCGAGGGCCCUUUUCCCUACGGGUAGGAUUAUUCGAACAACGUUGCUAUCCCGUCUCAACGACGAGUUAUAAAGCGCUUGGGUCUAGAAUAUAUCGGCUUCGUCUACAGCACUGGCGAAUAACUGAGGCAUCGUCGGCCUGCACGAUGGAUCCGGACUGGGAUGAGGUAUCCCGGAUAGCGGUCCCUCCUUCAGGUCCCCAUGUCCUACCGACCGUCGCCUCAACGAUUGCGUUUGAUGACACACAGGAGUUACUGUGGACGGGAAAUGAAUUCGGACGAGUGACUUCCUUCUACGGGCCAGAGCUGCAGAGAUAUACGUCCGUAAAAGCACACCCGGCUUCUGAAGGGCCUGUUCGCCAGCUUCUAUUCCAUGAGAAAGGCGUAUUAUCAGUGUCCUCUAAGAGCGUGCAUCUCACCUCCCGCCGUGGCCUGACAAUAUGGCAUCUCUCCCACGAAGAAAUGGAGGAUCUCCGUUGCAUGAGUUUCACCAAGCAGGCUUCAAGGGUUAUUGUUGCUGGCUGCCAACCCGUAAUGUUCCACAUUGACGUUGACAAGGGAAUAAUUGUCGAGAAAUUAAACACGGAGCAUAAUUACACAAUUAUGAAAAAGAGUCGUUACCUAUGUGCCGCGACUGAUACUGGCUCUGUUAAUGCACUGAGUCUAUCCGAUUUCAGUGUCGUGAAAAGUUGGAAAGCACAUGGUACCGUUGUCAACGACAUGGAUGCGCGGAACGACUACCUCGUUACGUGCGGCUUUUCCGUACGACAUCUCGGAUCUCCGAUUGUCGACCCCUUGGCGAAUGUGUACGAUUUAAAAACCUUAGCCCCAUUACCCCCUAUUCCGUUUCACGCUGGUGCAGCGUACGUCCGAAUGCAUCCAAAGUUACAGACUACAAGCUUCGUAGCUUCCCAGACCGGGCAGCUCCAAGUAGUUGAUCUAAUGAAUCCUAAUGCUAUUAAUCUGCGACAGGCAAAUGUCACAUUUAUGCUCGGUCUUGAGAUUUCACCCUCAGGGGAAGCUCUCGCAGUCAACGAUGCUGAAUGCCUCAUACAUCUCUGGGGUUCCCCGUCCAAAAUCCAUUUCAACGAAAUGAGCAAGGAAACGGAGUUCGCGGAUGUUCCCUCCCGGCCGCCUAUGAUAGAUUGGUCAAAUGAUACCCCCUUGAACGUGAUUGGUAUUCCAUACUACCAUGAGCGAUUACUCUCUGCCUGGCCGAGCCACUUGGUUUUUGAAAUCGGAAGCAUUCCUCCGCAAGUUGAUCAGGCCAUUAUUCCAUAUCUUCACGCUGGGGAAAUAGGGCAUUACGCCCCCAAUCCACGGAAGACCAGGAGAUAUCAGGUUGAAAGCACGCGGGCACAACCCGCCGCGGAGCCGGCAUUAGCUGCUCCAAAGUUUUUAAGCGAGCGAGCAAGGGCUCAGGCAAAAGCCAAGUUUGACAAUAAUAUGAGUGAAACUGCGGAUACAUUAGAGAGUAUAGCCAUUAAUAAAGAGGCAGAGGAGGAUCCACUUUUAAAGUAUGGUAAUGUCGAGAUCAAGUAUAGCAAGUUCGGAGUGGAUGAUUUCGAUUUUAGAUAUUACAAUAACACGGUGUUUUCGGGAUUGGAGACGCAUAUUGCCAACUCCUUCGCAAACCCUCUUCUUCAGCUGUUUAAAUUCAUUCCACUAGUCAAAAAUUUAGCCCUCCACCAUGUAGCAACGAACUGCAUAUACGAAAACUGUCUCCUGUGUGAAAUGGGUUUUCUGUUUGACAUGCUCGACAAAGCAAACGGGCAAAACUGCCAGGCAACAAACCUGUUAAGAACCUUCAGUGGUUUUCGAGAAGCAACAAAUCUUGGUCUUCUUGAGGACAAUUUGACCACGAAGUCCCUGUCGUCAACUAUUCAGUCAGUCAAUCGGUUUUUCCUGCAUCAGAUAUCCCACGAUUUUCGAUUGAUGUUUCCACAUUCUGAAGAACUAGACCAUACACUCUCAACUGAUGCGGUCGAGUCAAUCCGCUGUAUGCUCUGCCGCAACGAGACAGUACGACCUGGAAACGCAUUUGUCAAUGAGCUAAACUAUCCCGCGAUCGACCCCAAGCAGGCACGGCGCAAUGCUUCCUAUCGAUUCCCUGAUAUACUCAAAUCUAGCAUUGAGCGCGAAACCCAAAAUAGGGGUUGGUGCAGCCACUGUCGCCGCUAUCAGCAAGUUUCUAUCCGAAAAACGGUUCACCGGAUGCCUCUGGUUUUGAUGAUAAAUGCAUCCGUAAAUAACCCGAACAGCCGACAAUUAUGGAGCACGCCUGGGUGGCUCCCCGAAGAGGUUGGGAUCAUUCUUGAAGAUGGCCGCAUACAAUGCUUCGAAGGCGAGGAGCUUAUAACACGCAGAAAGAAUGGUGCACCCGGCCUUAUAAUAUACGAACUGGUAGGGCUUGUGGUUGAAAUUGAUAUCCCGGAACACCACAAGCCACACUUAGUUUCUUUCAUAAACGUCGCAAUAUCUUCGCGUGAUGUGAACGACAAGAACCGAUGGCAUCUUUUUAACGAUUUCCUCGUGACGGAAGUUAGCCGAGAGGAGGUGUUUUCAUUUAAUCAGUCUUGGAAGUCGCCUUGCAGUUUGGCUUACCAAGUCCAGACUGCCCGACACGGCGUGGAUGAUUCUUGGAAAAGUGAACUUGAUACCACUCUGUUGUUUUACGAGUGGUCUAUGAAUAAUUAUCGCCCAACGGAGGCCUGCCGAGUGCUGCAACCUGAUGAAAAGCCCUCCACAGGAACCCCAGUUGCUCUCGAUACCGAAUUUGUGGACUUAGAGAAGGCAGAAAUUGAGGUCAAAGCAGAUGGAACCCAGGAAAUCGUUCGCCCAAGUAAAAGCGGACUUGCACGUGUUUCUGUCAUCCGAGGCUCUGGCACCGCCGAAGGUGUCCCGUUUAUCGAUGAUUACAUCACCAUAAAGGACCCAAUUGUCGAUUAUGUCACGCAGUAUUCAGGGAUCAAACCGGGCGACUUGGACCCACGAAGCAGCUCCCACAAUCUUGUUCCUUUAAAAGUUGCAUAUAAGAAGUUAUGGCUUCUUUUGAAUCUGGGCUGCAUUUUCGUCGGUCAUGGUCUGGCUUCCGAUUUCCGUAAAAUCAAUAUCCAAGUUCCUAAAUCACAAACUGUGGAUACUCAGUAUUUGUUUUUCCACCCGUCAAAAAACCGUCGCCUGAGUUUACGAUACCUUGCAUGGGCUGUUUUCAAGGAAUACAUCCAGGAGUCCACCACAUCUACCACUUCGCCUGAACCUGCUCAAGCUGCCCCUGUCAACGUUACCGCGAAUACAUCUAGUUCUGAAGGUCAUGACUCAAUCGAAGAUGCUCGCAUGGCCCUGCGACUCUGGAAAAGGUUCCAAGAAUACGAGGAUGCGGGUAUUGUAUCGCAAAUGCUUGAAGAGAUAUUCCGCGAAGGCUUUAAGCUGGGUUUCAAACCCCCUCCACGGAAUUCCCCUAAUUCUAACCCCGCUACGACUGUGCCGGGAGCUGCUAUAGCCCGACUUCCUGUCAGUGGGCGCAACACACCUGACGUAGCAGUAGUCGGAGCUGGAACGCUUAGCUCAGGCGGGAGUGUGAAUGGUAGUACACCGUCGACGCCGCGGCAAUCAUUCAGGAGAUCUUCCGCCCUCACUCCUAGCAAUGGUAGUUUCACAGGAAACACUAGCAAGAUACCGGACAUUUUUGGAGGUAGCCCUCUGCGAUGAGCCUUCUUCCAGAUAAAUGCUGCGAUUUGAAAAAUCACGUGUCAUUAUAAAUAAUAAUACCGUUUCUGGUCGAACAAUUUGCAAAAUUGGAAUUUUUAUGGCAGGAUCUGAGAGCCCAUCGAACUCUUGGCAUUCGUUAUUCAGGGGUUUGUUUUUUUAUAUAUAAUCAACGAUUGGUUAUAUGCAACUUGCUGCUCGCUAUGUACGUAUGGCUAAUAUACACGCACAUUUAAUGAAUUAUGAAUUAUCUAAGGACAUCCUAACAUGCCCGUAAACUGUCUAUCUCACGUUUCACGCAUACCUACUUAUCUUAGUACUUUAUCCGAUUCCACAUUUGCGAUACCGCCUGGGAAGCUACUCUAGAACAUUUCUCAAACAUAUUCUAUCAGCCAAAACUUUUCAAGUGUCCACUCAAGGCACGGGAUAGCCAAACCAACGUUCUAACACUCGUUCAUAUCGGCCUGAAACUCGCAUCCCUCUUUUUUUUUUUUUUUUUUUUUU